UGGGGCAGCCCACUGGCUGCCCGCAGAAGUCCCACUUGUCUUAGUUCCGGGGGUAGCUUUUUCGUGCUUCCCGUGCUUCCUUAGCGUCCCAGCUGAACAGAGUCCCAUGAGGGGCAGCAUCUGGGAGCGGAGGGCAAGAGUGGCAGCAAGGAAUGGCUUUUCCUUCUUGUGCAGGCCCCUUUUCCUCUCUCUAGAGGGAAAUUUCAAGCAAAAAUCUUACCCAUUUUCUACCCCCUCAGCCAUUUUAUGAAAAAUACACUCAAGUGGGCAUUCUUAUUUUCGGCAACCAAUGAACACGAACCAACCUUAGGCAUUAGUUUGUUGGGGCACAUGGAGAAACGUAUCUUGGAAAAUAUCUCCCAGUUCCUCCUUUCCCGGAUUUGGAGCCUCCUAGGGUUUGCUGCUGGGGUAGAUAGAUCACUAGGUUAUUUCUCAAGACUUCCUUUUGUGAGCUGGAAGACUGAUCACCCAUGAACACUGGCAGGGGCUGGGGGAAGGGGACAGAGCAGAGCGAGUUGUCCCACACUUUGGGAAGCAAGAAUAGCUUUUACCAUCUUCCUCUGGGGAGCAGGCAUAGAGACAUAAACUGAGUGAAAAUGGGUGGAGGAAGAACUUCUGCACCCACGAACAACAUGUGAAGAGUGAGAAAACCAAACAUAAAGUAAGGAGGAAAGAUUUUUCGUUCAAGAAGAAAUAAUCCAGAUAAGGAAGAACAAAUCAAGAUGUGUAGCUCUGUGGCUGCCAAGUUGUGGUUUUUGACAGAUCGUCGCAUCAGGGAAGACUAUCCUCAAAAAGAGAUCUUACGAGCUUUGAAGGCCAAGUGUUGUGAGGAGGAACUGGACUUUAGGGCUGUGGUGAUGGAUGAGGUGGUGUUGACAAUUGAGCAGGGAAACCUUGGCCUCCGGAUCAAUGGAGAACUAAUCACUACAUACCCUCAAGUGGUGGUAGUGAGAGUACCAACCCCUUGGGUACAAAGUGAUAGUGACAUCACUGUUUUACGCCAUCUAGAGAAGAUGGGAUGCCGGUUGAUGAACCGACCUCAAGCCAUCCUGAACUGUGUUAAUAAGUUCUGGACAUUUCAGGAGUUGGCUGGCCAUGGUGUUCCUCUGCCAGAUACUUUCUCUUAUGGUGGCCAUGAAAAUUUUGCUAAAAUGAUUGAUGAAGCCGAAGUACUGGAGUUCCCAAUGGUAGUGAAGAAUACGCGGGGCCAUAGAGGUAAAGCUGUUUUCUUGGCUCGAGAUAAGCACCAUUUGGCUGAUCUGAGCCAUCUUAUUCGCCAUGAAGCUCCAUACCUGUUCCAGAAGUAUGUUAAAGAGUCUCAUGGACGGGAUGUACGUGUCAUUGUUGUGGGAGGCCGUGUGGUUGGCACCAUGUUACGUUGUUCAACAGAUGGGAGGAUGCAAAGCAACUGCUCACUAGGUGGUGUGGGGAUGAUGUGCUCAUUGAGUGAACAAGGGAAGCAGCUGGCCAUCCAGGUGUCUAAUAUCCUGGGGAUGGAUGUAUGUGGCAUUGACCUGCUGAUGAAAGAUGACGGCUCCUUCUGUGUCUGCGAGGCCAAUGCAAAUGUAGGUUUCAUCGCCUUUGAUAAGGCUUGUAAUCUAGAUGUAGCUGGUGUCAUAGCGGACUAUGCCGCCUCCCUUCUACCCUCUGGCCGGCUCACUCGGCGUAUGUCCCUGCUCUCCGUGGUGUCCACGGCCAGUGAGACUAGUGAGCCGGAGCUGGGUCCCCCAGCCAGCACUGCUGUCGACAACAUGAGCGCAAGUUCCAGCUCUGUCGACAGCGACCCUGAAAGCACGGAGCGAGAGCUGCUCACCAAGCUCCCAGGGGGCCUAUUCAACAUGAACCAGCUGCUAGCCAAUGAAAUCAAACUCCUGGUGGAGUGACUCCACUAGUGAUUAACCAACAAAACCCUUGUAAAACUUAACUUUCUUUUUUUCUUUUCUUUUUUUUUUUAAACCAACUUGCAAUGCUGUUCAUGAAGGAUUCUCAGGAAGAUGGGAGAAAAUUAGUAGGAUUAGUUGGAGAGAAGGGGGAGAUAGACGAGACCUCUGCUAGUAAGAUGUUACUGAUUUUCAUUUGCAAAUUCUGCAGAAAGAGAGGCAGAAGAGGUGGAAUAUAUAAAAAUUUCAGGCUCUUGUAGUUACCCUUUUAAAUUACUGAAAAGUUUCUAUGCUUGUGGGCCUUGAGGACCAUACAUAUAUUUUUGCAUGGUCCUUUGCUUUUGUUUUUGUACAAAUAGUUGUUUUGGUACAAAUAUCUGAGUAGCACAACUUCAUAUUGUAUUGUAAGAUUUGUAAUGUGUGAGGAAAAGGUCUGCUUAAAUUACACAAAUUUUUUUACGUAAACAAAUUUGAAAAUUUUGCCAUUUUCCUAUCAACUAACAGCUGUAGUUCAUCCAGGGGCUCUUUUACUUCUUAUUUUUGUGUUUUCUCAUUGAUUUUUUUUUUUUUCCCCUCUCUUACUAUGGCUAGGGGAGGACAAAGUAAAUAUAACCCCAUAAAGCCUUUUCAAUGACAAAAUUGGCAUGUUUGCAUGAUGAAAGGAAAAUGAACAGUAUUGCAAUGUCUGGUAUACAAAAUAACAUUUACUCAAUGUAGAUAAAAUUACACUAGUUUAAAAUAUGUGCAUUGACUUGUAUUUGUUAGUGUUUUAGUCUUUUUUGAAAGAUAUAUGCUCUGUUAAUGUUGCUUUUUUUUUUUAAAUACAUGCUAGUCUAACAUUCCCUGCUCUAUGCCUGCAUCUUUAACAAUGGCCAAAGUGAAGAAAAUGCUACCUUUUUUGUUAACAAGACACUGACUUGAAACAUGUACAUUUAAAACCUUUUAUUUUUCCCUUUUUCUUUUGUUGGUUGGGCAUUUAAAGAAUAAGAACAAGGAAAAAAUACUUUUUGGGGGGGGCAAAUCAAGGGCCUAUAAGUUCUUAAGUAUAAAGCUGAAGUGAUUUCUAAUGCCAGCGUUAUAUAUUUGCAUUUUUUACAUUUUACGAGGGAGUAUAUAUGUUUGUGUGUGCACGCAUGCAUGUGUAUAUGUUUUGGGUUUUGUUUACAUCAAUUAAUCAAACAGGAUAGAUUCUAGGAAUUGGAGCAUGAUGGGAAAUACAGUUUUUGACUUUAAAAAACAGAUGAGUUGUUUUCUACUCCACUAGGGUAGAGAUCUUCACCUAAAGACAUAAGGUGAAUAGAUGCUUUUUAGGCCUAUCUGUGUAUAUGUAUGUUGUUUGUUUUUUUUGUUUGUUUCUAGACCGUUCAGUGUAUGAUUUAUUCAAGGCUACGUGCUUUUCUUUUAAAGCUUCUGGCUGUGCAUUUUUUCUUUUUACAUAUAGGAAUUGGGAUGGGGUGGGGCUGGGUAUUUUUGUUUGGGGACUUAUUUAGCAGUAUUGAGCAUCUUAUAGCCCUACUCUUAAAGCCUUCAAUACUGUCCACUCUUUAUAUUCCCUUUUGAAUUCGUAAAAGCCCCAAAACUGCAUAUAAUAUGAGCCUUUAAAACAUGGGUAAAACUAUCCCAAUGAUGGGUUUGGAUGGUAUGUUAAGAAAUGGAGAUGCUGCAGAAUUCAACGUAAUUUUUUAAACAGCAAGUUCAAUCUCCCUACAAAUCCUCUGAAGCUUUUACCCAAGCCCUUUCUUGCCUCUCCAGUGCUAUUUUCCUUCAGAUGGACCUUAAGCAUAAUUUCUUGGACACUGCUAGAGAGACUUCGAGGCAAUAAUAAAAGAUCAGUAUUAACCAGCUCUAACAGAGGUUUGAUCAUGCUUACUUGUACAGUUUUUUCCCCCGAUUUAAAAAGGAAUGUAAUAAAAUUUGUUUUUUCCAUAGAAUUAAAUACUUAAUUAAAGUUGAGUGAAAGGUUGAUUGUUGAUGAA
Carlito syrichta (Philippine tarsier) is the source of this 3856-nucleotide messenger RNA. It is a transcript of the gene RIMKLB, whose product is annotated as ribosomal modification protein rimK like family member B. Gene Ontology annotation, molecular function: metal ion binding; ligase activity, forming carbon-nitrogen bonds; ATP binding. Bases 723 to 1883 code for a protein of 386 amino acids. Gene Ontology annotation, biological process: protein modification process. The transcript is spliced from 6 exons. The record is from RefSeq and is a predicted model, not a curated record. NCBI's taxonomy places the organism in Eukaryota, Metazoa, Chordata, Mammalia, Primates, Tarsiidae. Gene Ontology annotation, cellular component: cytoplasm.